GCUUCCCCCCUCUCUCUCUCUUUCGCUCUCUCUUUUGUUUUGUCGCUUUCUCUUUGUCCGAGUCAUACCGCGACUUCGACUACUUCCUCGGCUGGUGUGCGAGCACGGCCUCGGUUUAAUACGCUUCGCGCUCGCUUCUCCGUCCGGCAUGGUGUUGUUAUCGGCCCCAUGAAAGCCGCGGUAUUGAUCUCCGUCGCGAGUGACUUGCUCCUCACGAUAACCUCACCGCCUCCGCGUAUUCCGAAGACCGCGUGGACGUCGAAUCGCCAUCCUGGCCGCGGGGUUGUCCGCAAUCUCGGCGCGACAUGGCAGAUCGACACCGCCGCUCGAAGCCGAAGUCUCUCGUGAACUUGAGGAAGAAGUGUGCUGUCAGCACGAGGAUAUCAAGUGCUCUGUGACACGUGUAAAUGACAGCCGCUGGCGAGUCGCGAUACAUCUCGGUGUCGUCGACGGAGAACUCGGGCGCAGUCCCGGACGUCGCAAACCUCUUGCCGUUCUCGUUCGCUCGAGCGCUCGAGCGGAAUUCCGCUUUUCGCACUCUUCCUCUUUCCAUCUGCCUCUCUCUUGCUGACUUCUACACGCUCGUCUUUGAACUAACGAAACGAAGCACCGGCUGCUGAAUAUUUCGAAUAACUACGAGCCCCGCCGUUAGUACCCCCGCCUGCCCCGGGUAUCCUGAAAAUCCCAAAGUCUCAGCGCAGCACUCUCGCCGCACGAAAUCACGCAUAAUCGCCGAGUGUGCGCAAGCCCCGCAAGCGUGUGCGUGUCCCCUCCUAGGAUGAUCCGAUACCUAGCGGCGAGCCGACGAGUCCGGUCCGAGCGAGCGUUGGUCCCCUUUAAACGCGAGGUCGCCCCGUAUCUGCGAGCCACGGGGGCAACUUUCCACUCGUUCCCGCAACGGGCUGUCCACGUGCCGGCCGAGAUCAGAGUCCCUGCCGUUCGCGGUGCGCUAGACUCGCGCUGUUGAGCGUGUGUGGGGGAUCUCGUCGUCGUGGUGCGCGCGACCCGGCAAGCCGCCGCGCGCAAAGGCCGCCAAUUAAUUAAGAUAGCUCCUAGACACACGCUAGAUCGAUAAGGACCGGCCGCGAUAAAGACUGGCGAGGGUCUCAGACUUCAGGGAUGUUGCAGUGCUGUGGUGUUGGAGGUGGCGUUUCCACGGCACCUCAGGCUCCGCAGCUGCAGGGGACCGGAUCCGCUGUCGGGGCUACCACCUCCACGAGAACCACCAUUAUGCAGGACGCAGUUCUCGAAUCCAUCCUGGAGCAAAUGCGGGAGACGGAAGCCCGACGGGCGGAUCUGGAGAGGCAGCAUGCGGAAGCACAGAACCAGCUGCGGGAGAAGAUAGCAGGACUCUAUCAGGGCCCGGAGUCGGUCGAGGCGUUGCAGUCGAAGAUCCGGGAGCUCGAGAAGAAGACCGAGCUGCAAAUGGUGAAGCACGAGGAGCUGUCGCUGGAGCUGACCAGCCUGAAACGUGCGCGGAGCAGAGGACCGGUCGUGGGGCACGUCACGUCCACGAGCGUGCCGACGUCCACUUGGCCGCCGGCCGGCACCGAGAUCGAUCGGAUCAUCGCCAAGAUCGAGCAGGACAAUAGUUCCGGUAGAAUGUUACACGAACUGGAUCACACGCGGGGCGCGAUAACGACGCAGCAACCCUCGGUCACGCAAGGUAUCCUUCGGUCCAGCUCGGAGAAUCUUCCCAAUCUCGGCCAGCAUCAGCACCCACCUCAUCCGCAUGCCCUUAAUCUCGGAAUGCCUAGCCAGUUGGGCCACUACGCAGGCUCACCGAUGCCGUUGACACCGAUGAUGCCCGGUUGCCCUCCGCUGACGCCGAACGGACCGCCGUAUCACUACAGCGAGCCGAUACCGCCGGCGCCGUCACUCUCCAGCAGCCAGUCGCAGCCUGCUUUCCAGCAGAAGAUCCAGCAGUACCAGCAGCAGUCGCAGCUCGAGCUGUCGAGUUCCCACUCCCAGAACACCCUACCGUCUCAGCAGAAGCAGCAACAAACGCACAGUCACUUCACAAGCAAUCAGUACCAGGAGAGCUAUCCGCAUACGCAAACGUAUCAGCAGCCGCUGCAGCAACAGAAGCAGCAGCAGCAACCUCAGCAGCAGCAACAGCAUCCGGCCUCGACUACGUACCUGACAUCGGCCAGCCAGAGCGUGUUACCCCAGUACACACAGCCUGCCCAGACCGCCCAGAAUUAUCAGUUGAACGGCAGUCAACAGGCAACGACAUAUCCGAGUUUAUCCAUGGCGUCGCAUCCGAACGGGACUUACAGCACGGGGGCGACCAGCUACAACACCCAAUUGUCGCAUCACAACUACACCGUGCCGCAGACGAACAUCACGCAAACCACGCUGUCCUCGCUGCCGCUGUACUCCACCACGCCCUAUCAUUCUACCCUCGGGGGCCUCACGAGCGUACCCCAGUCCGUUCUUCCUUUUUCCAGCGGUCAAAGCACCUUCUCCACGAGCGGAUCGACUUACUCUACCGUCGGGACCAACGCUUUCGGGACGCCGGGCACAAGCUCAGGUACUUCUUCGGGAGGCUUGUUACAAGCAAUAGGCGAUCCUCUGCAUGCGAUGCAGCAAUUCUCCGCCCAGUCGCAGGCUAAUCAGCUGCAGCAACAAGCGAUCAUCCAGCAGAUCCAGCAGAGCUUGCGCGCCAGCUCGCCGACCGCGCCCAGCACCGCGACGGGCCACCACUUCCUGGGUCCUCGGCAAAUACCGAAGAUCCCCGCGAGUAUACUGACGAACCCCGUGGACCGACUGUCCAACGACAACAUUGUACCUGAAAGUCAAGUGGACAUGCUGGACGUGCCGGGCAAGGGCAAAUGUUACGUUUACAUAGCUCGCUUCAGCUACGAACCGUGCCACCAUUCGCCGAACGCGAAUCCGGAGGCGGAACUGCCGGUCCAGGGCGGCGAUUACCUCCUGGUAUGGGGUCAGCCCGACGAUGACGGCUUCUUGGACGCGGAGACGCUCGACGGCAGACGCGGCCUGGUGCCGGCCAACUUCGUGCAGAAGUUGGUCGGCGACGAUCUGCUGGACUUUCACCAAGCCGUCCUCAACCUCCGAGACGUGGACGAUUCCGUUUCGACGAAUAUCCCUCAAUGCUAUCUGCAGGAUAUUGAUUUAGAACUGGCCGCGUUGGAGGAAGGUAAUCGGAAUCGCCAGGCGGAACUGUCCGCGUACGCGGAGCUCGACAAUAUCGCGGAGGAGGACGAGCAAGAGCCGCCAGAAGUCUACCUGUUUUCGGACCUAGUUCCGGCGCCGCAACACCUCACGCUCGAGCGGCAACUCAAUAAGAGCGUGCUGAUCGGAUGGACCGCGCCCGAGAACCCGCACCAGCUCGAGUCCUAUCACGUCUACGUGGACGGCGUGCUGAAGGUGACGGUGAAGGCUACCGAGAGGACCAGAGCCUUGGUGGAGGGAGUCGAUUCCACUCGGCCACACAGGAUAAGCGUGCGUUCGGUCACGCACUCGAGGAGGACGUCCCGCGACGCUGCCUGCACGAUGGUGAUCGGUAAGGACGUCGCGCUGGGCCCAACCGCCGUGAAGGCGUCGAAUGUGACCGCGACCAGCGCCGUGAUAUCCUGGCUGCCCAGCAACAGCAAUCACCAGCACGUGGUGUGCGUGAACAACGUGGAAGUGAGGACCGUGAAGCCGGGCGUCUACAGGCACACCAUCACCGGCCUGGCCCCGUCGACGAUAUACAGGGUGACCGUGAAGGCGAAGAACUUGAGGGCGACGCACUUCGAGGACCAAAACGCCCAGGCGGCGAACAAUCUGGCCUGCCACGUCCACUUUAAAACGUUGCCCAAAGGACUGCCGGAUCCUCCGGUCGAUAUCCAGGUGGAGGCUGGACCGCAGGACGGCACUUUGCUAGUGACCUGGCAGCCUGUUGCCCUAAACGGUUCGGCCGUCACCGGUUACGCGGUGUACGCCGAUGGUAAAAAGGUCACCGACGUCGACAGCCCAACCGGCGACCACGCUCUAGUCGACAUACACAAGCUGAUGGGCCUGAAUCCCAAACACAUCACCGUGAGGACUAAGAGCAGGGAGAGCCAGUCCGGCGACAGCUGCGCCACAGCGAUACCCUGCAGCGUGCUGCGCGGAGGUACCGCCGUUCAUCUGCCGCCCCAUGGGCCGAUGCACAUGAUAGAUCAACGGCAACAGCCACAGCCUGCCAGCAUCAGCCCGCAGGACGACCCCAAUCGCCAUCGUAUGGCGGCCGGUGUCGUCCAACGGUACUCGAACGCGCUCGCCACCUCGCACAUGCGACGACUCGUGAGCAACAGGAUGGACGCCCACGGUCAGAUCAUCAUCGAGACGGACGAGAAUCUCUCCGACAAGGAGAUCUACCCCGGACAGAGCAUCCCUCAGCUGAGUAUCACGGAAAUCACAAAAGACUCCGCCAGUGAGGCCAACUACGGCGAAGAGGACGAUGUUGUGCGAAGAACGCGGGGGGGAAUGCCGCCGCAACACCAUGGGCCUCAUCAUCGACACGGGUCCCAGAUGGAUCCACAAGGCCCGCCCGGAACCCACAGGUCCUCCAGCAUGGGCGGACCCAGCGGAGGUCAAAGGAGCAGAGGGCUGCCUUGCUAUAUCAAUCGGUUGACGCGGAUUCAAGGUGAAUCGUCCCAUCCAUCGGGUGCGACUCAACAGAUGAGCAAAAGGCAACGGUGGUUCCUGGCAGUAUUCGACUACGACCCCAAGACCAUGUCGCCCAAUCCUGAUGGCUGCGCCGAAGAACUUACGUUCACCGAAGGCGACAUUAUCAAGGUUUUCGGGGAAAAAGAUCCCGACGGGUUCUACUGGGGCGAGUAUCGCGGUAGACGCGGGUACGUUCCUUACAACAUGGUGGAGGAAAUCAAAGAUCAAAAUCAGAUCGGCAGGAGAAUGCUGCAGAACGACAGAUGUGGCGAAAUUUACGCAAACGUGCCCAUGAAGAAGAUGAUAGCGCUCUACGAUUACGAUCCUCAUGAAUUAUCUCCCAAUGUCGACGCCCAGGUCGAGCUAACGUUCCAAACCGGGAACGAGAUCAACGUCUAUGGCGAUAUGGACGACGACGGCUUUUACAUAGGCGAGCUGAACGGCAUGCGGGGCUUGGUGCCGAGUAACUUCCUCACCGAGGCACCAGGUCAGAAUCAGGUCCAACUACCGCAAAGCAGCAGGAGACCCGGUCAGAGUCAAGGACCAGGCGCGAGAGGUCCGCCGCUGCCUCCACGGGAAGUGCCAGUUGGCCGACGAGGAAAAGAUGCCUGCAUUGUGCCUGUGUCUGUCCCUGUCUGUCACUUAGACUCUAGACAACUACAACAACAACCACCACCAUCACUAAUGAACAACCAACAACUACAACAUCAACAAAACAAUCCACCGCAUCUAGCGUACCAACAAGCGAAUCACCACAGCUACACGACCGUAACCACGUCCAAUCAGCAUGGGCCCAGUCACUUGCCAUCCGGCGGUGGUGUCAUGGGUGUCCAUCAGCAAGGUCCCGUACCGCCCCAUCUUCAGCAACAGGGCAAAGGGAGGGGCUCUGUGGUCAAUCGCCUUGCUGGUAGUAACAUGCCGGGUGUGCAGGGUCCGGGUCAGCAUCUCCAGCAGCAGUCGGACUACCAGGGCCAGCAGCAGCCGGGCCAGCCGUAUCAGCAGCAGCAGCAGCAGCAGCACCCGAAUCAGCCGUAUCAGCAGCAACCGCCGGGCCAAGGCUACCAACAGCUAGGAUUUGGCGCGCAGGGCUCGCAGUUCCAGCAGUCGCAGCAGCAGCAGCAGCAACAGCAGCAGCAGCCAGGCCAACCGUUCUCGCAGCAAGGCCCGUUGCAGCCUGGCGGUCCUCAGGGCGCCAGCAAGCCGAUGAGGGGGAUACCGGCGGUGAUACCCACCGCGCACUCUAAGACGCAGCCUAACCCGACGCAGGGCCAGCAGCAGCAGCAGCAGCAGCAGCAGCCGCAGCAACAGAGCACCGGGCCGAAUCUCAUGCAGAAGUUCACGGAGAUGGCAGGCGCGAGCGCCGGCGGCGACAUACUGUCCAAGGGCAAGGAGCUGAUCUUCAUGAAGUUUGGCUUGGGCAAGUGAGGAGGAGCGCUCGCCCCUCGAACGACGAUGGUGAUGACGAUGACGACGACGACGACGACGACGACGACGAC
This is a messenger RNA of Harpegnathos saltator (Jerdon's jumping ant), 6152 nucleotides long. RefSeq names its product RIMS binding protein (gene Rbp). Gene Ontology annotation, molecular function: protein binding. The record is from RefSeq and is a predicted model, not a curated record. Gene Ontology annotation, biological process: neuromuscular synaptic transmission. The coding region runs from base 1120 to 6081 and encodes 1653 amino acids. NCBI's taxonomy places the organism in Eukaryota, Metazoa, Arthropoda, Insecta, Hymenoptera, Formicidae. The transcript is spliced from 17 exons.